AUGGCGCAAAAUUCUAUUAUUGUCAGAAUACAGUCGAAGGAAGGCACCAAACGUAUUCAGAUUCCACCGACUUCCAGUGUUGGUCAUUUCUUAAAUGAGGUCAGAAAUAGUCUCAAUUUAUCAACUGUGGGCUGGUCCUUAUAUAAAGAUCGUCAGAAAAACCAUCGAAUUGCAAAUUCUAGGAAAACCUUGACUUCGAUUGGCAUAAAGCAUGGCGACCUAUUAUUAUUACACGAAGAACCAGCUGCUUGUUCUUCUAUGGAUCCAGACGAAUGUAUGGAUACUACAGACUCAGCUGCAGCUGCUGUUAACAACACAACUACUUUGUUUGGCAAUUCUGAAGUUUUACAGGACGAAGUUGAUAUCUUAUUAAGUAAAGAGGACGGACUAAUUCAUCGAAAAAGGCACCCACAGUUAUGCCGACAUGGUCCAAUGGGAAAGUGCAUUCACUGCUCACCUUUAGAACCUUUUGAUGAAGAAUAUUUAAGCAAGCUAGAACCGCCGAUCAAACAUUUAUCAUUUCAUUCUUACAUCAGAAAGCUUCGAUCUGGUGUCGACAAGGGAAAAUUUACCAUGUUGGAGAAUGUCGUAUGCACAAUUACGCCUGGUUGUAAAGAACAUCCACCAUGGCCUAAUGGUAUCUGUACAAAAUGCCAACCUAACGCCAUUACUCUGAAUAGACAAAGUUAUCGACAUAUAGACUAUGUAAUGUUUCAAAAUUCUAAAAUUAUGGAGAAUUUUUUAAAUUACUGGAGAAGUUGUGGCUGUCAACGAUUAGGAUAUCUUUACGGAUAUUACGAUCCUCAUAAAGACGUACCAUUAGGCAUUAAAACGGUGGUUGUUGCCAUCUAUGAACCCCCACAAAAGAAUACUAAGAAUUCUAUUCAAUUACUGGAAGACGCACAAGCGGAUACCGUUGAUGCAGUCGCUAAGAUAUUAGGAUUAAGAAAGGUUGGCUGGAUUGUAACAGACCUGUUACCUAAAGAUGUGCAUAAAGGAACGGUACAGCAUACUAGAGGUGUCGAUAUGCAUCUAAUGUCGGCUGAAGAAUGUAUCAUGGCUGCCGCUUUCCAAAAUGCUCAUCCUAAUCCGUGCAAGUAUGCAAGGGACAAAUACUUUGGUUCAAAAUUUGUAACAGUGAUAGUGUCAGGUGACUGCAAUGAUUCCAUUGACAUACAUGGUUAUCAGGUUUCAAAUCAAUGUAUGUCCUUGGUUCGUGAUAAUUGCUUAGUACCUACUAGAGAUGAUCCAACACUGGCGUAUGUGAGAAAUUCAACAAAUAUUCAAUAUGUUCCUGAUGUAUUUUAUAAGAUGAAAGAUGAAUAUAACAAUGAAAAAUUAGCGUUAGGAAGGCCUUUACCUGUCGAAUAUUUAUUAAUUGAUGUUCCUAAUGGAUUCCCUAAGAAUAUGAAGUUCCUAUUGGAUAAAUUAGAUGAUCAAUUUCCUAUUGAAAAUAGAGAUAAUAUCGGUCAACCACAGAACUUUAAUGUUCUAGCAAAGUAUGCCGAGCAACAUAUGGAUGGUAAAUUUUUGGAAAUGGCUUCCGAUUUCCACUUCCUUACUUAUUUGGUAAAAACGGAAAUAAUAAAAUUAGAGGAUUUGCAACCUCUUGCAACGGCAGUAAAACAAGAAUCUGCUUUAGAAGCUAUACAUUUUAAAAGAAGUAAAGCGUGGCAAACGGUAGAACAACUAAUGAAAGCUAAUGGUCCUCCACAAGAUAAUCUCCCGAAGGCAGCUACAUCUUGGUCGUGUCAGCAUUGCACAUUCAUAAAUGCUCGUAAUGACGAAGCCUGUGAAAUGUGCAACUUGCCUAGAUCAUGAUGAAGUUCACCAACGACUAGCCUUUACUAUACAGUGCUAAGCCUCAGUCGAAUAUAGUUG
Messenger RNA from Trichoplax adhaerens, 1881 nucleotides. RefSeq lists its product as uncharacterized. The record is from RefSeq and is a predicted model, not a curated record. Gene Ontology annotation, biological process: ubiquitin-dependent protein catabolic process. Bases 1 to 1821 code for a protein of 606 amino acids. Gene Ontology annotation, cellular component: nucleus. Gene Ontology annotation, molecular function: ubiquitin binding; ubiquitin protein ligase binding. The transcript is spliced from 17 exons. NCBI's taxonomy places the organism in Eukaryota, Metazoa, Placozoa, Uniplacotomia, Trichoplacea, Trichoplacidae.